Odontomachus brunneus is the source of this 3676-nucleotide messenger RNA. RefSeq names its product E3 ubiquitin-protein ligase TRIM23-like. The record is from RefSeq and is a predicted model, not a curated record. The transcript is spliced from 6 exons. Bases 37 to 1755 code for a protein of 572 amino acids. Gene Ontology annotation, molecular function: GTPase activity; zinc ion binding; GTP binding. Gene Ontology annotation, cellular component: lysosomal membrane; plasma membrane; cytoplasm. Lineage: Eukaryota; Metazoa; Arthropoda; Insecta; Hymenoptera; Formicidae. Gene Ontology annotation, biological process: vesicle-mediated transport; intracellular protein transport.
CUCAGCAAUGAGUGAAGACACGGAUCGAUUGAGUAAAUGCCUGAAACAUUCGCUGAAAACAAUGCGAUAUGCAAUACAUCCGAAAUCGAAUGUAAGACAGUGCUUAUGCACCUUGAAGUAACGAUACUCCUGGUCCAACUAUUCAAGAAUCUAAGCGUGCUGGUGCUGGAAUGCCGCGUUUGUGAAGAGGUCUUCACGGUGGACGGUGUGAAAGUACCUCGCCUGUUACACUGUGGUCACACGGUAUGCCACACUUGCCUGUUGCGACUGAGAACAUGCAGGUCAGACCAGCAAUUCCUCCUGUGUCCCUUCGACAGACAGCCUACUGUGAUUUGUGAGAACAGCGUAUACAGUUUGAAAAAGAACUUUGCUCUCAUUGAAUUGCUUGAGAGGCUUGAGCAAUCUGACAGUGAGAAGACUUUGGUGCUGGAACGCGAGAGGCUUCAGUCUAAUCAGUCAUGCGAUGAGGACGAGACACAUACUGCAGUUCUAUAUUGCACAGUCUGUGCCACGCAUCUCUGCGAAGCAUGUGAUAUAGCCACACAUUCAUCUAAGACUUUAGGCAAGCACAGACGUGUGCCACUGUCAGAAAAGCCACGUGAGAAGCCCCGAUGUCCAAUACAUACUGCACAUGUUGCAGAGUUUACAUGCACCCAAGAAGGCUGUGACAACUCCUUGAUGUGUCACCUGUGUAAAGAGUACGGCAAACACAGCACGCACAAGCUAGCAUUGGUGGAGGAAGAAGCUGAAAACAUCAGGAAGUCCAUUAUCGCAGCAUUGCAGAAGAUGACAAAGUUUAUGGAAAGCAUGAGGGACACUGCACAAAGAAUAGAAACGGUAGUCGAAGAAUUGGAGGGCUGGGCGAUAGAAGAUGCGAGAAAAAGAGUAUGGUAUCAUUUUGAGAAAUUACGCGCCGAUUUAGAUGAACAGGAAACGACUGCGAUGGCGUAUAUCGAGACGGAGACUCGCGGCAGACUGUGUGCAUUGAGACAGCAACAGAAGGAUCUCACUACCACGAGAUCACAAGUGGCUAGCGUAUGCAUUCAGUGCGAGAGUAUACUUGAUUCCGAGGACUGGAAGUUACUCAACAGCUCGGAGAAGGUCAAGGAAGUGUUGGCGACUUUGGAGCAACAGCAGCAGCAUUAUGCACAACUGGGCCCUGAUUUUCUUAGUCCCGAAUCUUCUAUACCCAUCAUUAUCAGCAGAGACAACAGAAUACACAUCGGAACAAAAAUCGAUAUGCGCGUGGUGAUCUUGGGGCUAGACGGAGCGGGGAAAACGAGCAUCUUAUCCGCGAUGAGAGGUGUUACACUAUCGAGCCCACCGAUCCCUACUAUUGGCUUCAAUGUCGAGAGCUUGGAGUAUCAAAAUCUCGUGUUUACUCUUUGGGACGUUAGUGGGCAACAGAAGUUCAGACCGUUGUGGAAACACUAUUACCACAACACACAAGCCGUUAUUUUCGUAGUCGACGCUACUGACAGAUCUCGUUUUGAAGAGGCGCAGGACGAAUUAUCUAAGAUACUUUACCAACGAGAGCUGAAGGAUGCUCUACUUUUAAUCUAUGCCAAUAAACAGGAUAUCCCAGGUUGUGCAAGCGUCGAAGAACUCACUGAUAUUCUGGGCUUACACAAACAUUGUUGCGCGAGGGCUUGGCAUAUACAAGGCUCCUCGUUGGUUACCAAUGCUAGUGGUAUAUUGCAAGGGCUCGAUUGGCUCUCGCAACAACUCAGUGCUCACUUGUCCGAAUAUUUAUAGAGUGUUUUUCCUUUUUUUAUAUAAAGCUUAGAAGCUAUUUAUGUGCGGAUAUCAAGUUGAAAAGAAAAGACACGUUUCGCUACUUAGCACGGGUUUUAUGCAAAGUAAGACGAAGCAGACUGAUGAAAUUAGGUAGUUAGAAGUCACACAAGUACAGUAGACAAGCAUUAUAGCCUUAAUACAUUAAGCUACAACUCACAAGUGUAACUUAUAAGUUACAAUUUUUUAAUUUCUUCCUUCUGAAUGUAUGCGUUUUAAAUUGAGAACUUUAAAAACCUUCAGAAAGGAGUAAUUAUAAGUUGUAACGAUGUCUCUCAUAAGCCAAAGCCAACAACGCAGAUCUCAUCUGACUUGCAUAUAUUCAAAUUGGGUACUUAUUUGGGGCUAACCCUGGAUAAUUAAACAUUUGGGGAUUGUGAUUUAAGAUUCUUUGUAGUUCGGGUAAUUUCUUUUAUUUUCCAUUCACUUUGAAAGGAAAUUAUAUAAUUUUAGAAGCGAGUAGACUUUUAAAUAUAUAUACCACAAUAUGUUAAUUGAAAUUUGUCAUAUAUUUGCCGUGAGACAAAAAGAAGAUAAAUAUUACAAAGACGUUUUAAUAAAAAAAAUAUUGCCGAUCAUAGGCGCUUCCCAUUCGUUGUCCAUCCUACUCCUAUCAUCAGUUAGUAGUUUCGGAAUUACCGAUAGUGGAUUUAUCAUUUCAAUCUUCAGGCUUGUUCUGAAACGAGUUUAUAAUCAUCUUUUCUGAUAGGAAGUUUCAGUCCUUUUCUAAGUCCUAUGACACUUUUAUAUCGAUAAGAACAUACAAAAGAAUGCUUUCGUUGAGAGAUCGCAGAUAAUGUAAACGCGUACAUUUUAUAACUUCAUGUAUUAAGGCUAUCAUGCUGGUCUUUGUGUAGAGAGAGUACGUUGAUAUUUUUUCUCAUAUCUAUAAAUUAAAACUUACAUUUCUUUAUUCGCUUUGUGAACGUGUGAAAUCUUAAAGUAAAUUUACGAAUUUACUGCAUCGCGUGUAUUUGAUCGUCACGUUGGCGCGAGGUAAAAUUAAAACAUUGAGACAUAUUACGCCAAAGAGAGAAAUACAUUGUAUCGUGAAACAGUUACUAUUCGAGAAGAAAAAGGACUUCGGUUUAUUUUCCGAUAUAAAAACGUAGUUACAAGACGGACCAUAUUCGAACGCGAUACAAUAAUAGCGUAAAUUCGCAUAUAUAUACAUAUAUAAUCGAUUGGAAGCGAUCUGCACAAUCAAAUCAAAUGCUAGAACUACAAAUAGCAAAAAAUGGGUCAUUAAUGGAUUAGAUUUCGCUCUCAAAAAUUAUGCAAACGCCUGGGCACAUCUAGAAAAGUCUUAUUUAUUUUAUAAUAUGGUUAUUGGUUGUCUCUGAUACAUGCUCAUACCAAUUUUUAUCAUUCAGUCACUUAUGCACACAUCCAUCAUUCUUACGUUUUCUCUUUUUUUUUAACUGGAGCGACUUUUUAGUAUGCGUACAUUGUACGGAGAGAGGUUGAAAUAAUAUAUAAUAUAAUAAUAAUAUAUAUAUAAUAUAGCAUUGUGUGUUAAAUUACAAUUUUCAAUUACUUUUUAAUGUAUAUAAAACACUUGACAAACAAAAACGGAACAACUUAGAGUCUUUUGUGGAGCUGCGCCGAUGGUGGACACAGGCUAGACGACUCCCUUAUUCUUUUUCUAUGUCUCUCCUUUAUCUUCUAUAUUUUUCUUUGUUCUUCCGUAUCCCGGCAUACCUUGGGUACCUCUCGCGGAAGUAUCGAUCGCUUGGUCUAAGGCGCAUAUUAAAAUAAUCUCGGAAACUUUAGGAAUAAUUUGCACUAAAAUGGAGAAUAUGUGUUGGACGACUAGGGUAAAAACGUUUUUUAGGCGCCACGAUACCAAGGCCAAGCCGCUACGGAAAACCGUGGAGAGAAC